Paramuricea clavata is the source of this 432-nucleotide messenger RNA. NCBI's taxonomy places the organism in Eukaryota, Metazoa, Cnidaria, Anthozoa, Malacalcyonacea, Plexauridae. The record is from the annotation of a GenBank genome assembly.
AUGACUGAUUUAACAUUUAGUGAAGCCGAAGUUUCUUAUGUGUUGAGAUCACUUGAUUCAAGUAAAGCAACAGGUCCUGAUGGUAUUCCUGCAAGACUACUGAGGGAAGCAGCAGAUGUGAUAACACCUUCCCUGCAAGCAGUUAUUUCAGGAACAAUAGCAGAUGAAUGGAAAUUGGCUAAUAUUGUGCCCGUGCACAAGAAAGGUGACAAAGAGUAUGCUGAAAACUAUCGCCCAAUUUCCCUAUUAUGUAUUACAUCGAAAGUUCUGGAACGCUGUAUCCUAAACAACAUAAAAACUCGUUUGUAUGAUGCAGUUAACAUGUGUCAACAUGGGUUCAUGGCCGGGAGAUCUUGCAUAUCAAACAUCAUCGACACUCUUGACUAUGUUGGAUCGUGUUUAGACAGUGGAGGACAUAUAGACAUGUUUUAA